This is a messenger RNA of Nicotiana attenuata, 1909 nucleotides long. RefSeq names its product S-adenosylmethionine decarboxylase proenzyme-like. NCBI's taxonomy places the organism in Eukaryota, Viridiplantae, Streptophyta, Magnoliopsida, Solanales, Solanaceae. Gene Ontology annotation, molecular function: adenosylmethionine decarboxylase activity. The transcript has 3 exons. Gene Ontology annotation, cellular component: cytosol. Gene Ontology annotation, biological process: spermidine biosynthetic process; spermine biosynthetic process. The record is from RefSeq and is a predicted model, not a curated record. Bases 540 to 1628 code for a protein of 362 amino acids.
UAAAUAGGGUACUCACAUCUCCAUAACAUUAUGUGCUUCGCCGAGUCUCAACAAAACAAAUCCUAAACAGACCCAAAUUCUCUCUUCCCAUCUCUUAUUUUGCUCCUUAAUAUUCUUUAAUUCACAAAUUCCAACAAUCUUUUCUUCUGUUAAAGAACAGUGAAGGAGGUCGCACUGCGAUUCUACAUCUGCUUAUUUCACCAAUUUUUGUAGGAAUCGAUGAACUAAUGGACUCUAAAGGUGGGAAGAAGAAGUCUAGUAGUAGUUCCUUAUGUUACGAAGCUCCCCUUGGUUACACUAUUGAAGACGUUCGACCCAACGGAGGAAUCAAGAAAUUCAGAUCCGCUGCUUACUCCAACUGCACUCGCAAGCCAUCCUGAGAUUACCCGUGAUCUAGAAUAAACCACCAAAGGUGGUUCAAGUAGAUAGUAGUUUAAUUUUAGAGUUCUGUUCUUCUCAACUCUUUUUCUUCAUACCUCAUCCUCAGUGAUAAUCUCUUCCAAAAAGUAGUCCUUCCCAAGCACUCUCUUUCAAGCAAGAUGGCCAUCCCAGUUUCUGCCAUCGGAUUUGAAGGAUACGAAAAGCGACUUGAGAUUACCUUUUUCGAGUUAGGAAUGUCUGAUGGCCCAGGAUGUGGCCUACGGUCUCUCUCCAAAGACCAAUUGGAUGAAAUUCUGACACCAGCUGCGUGCACCAUAGUGUCUUCAUUGGCAAAUGAUGAAGUCGACUCUUAUGUCCUUUCAGAGUCUAGCCUCUUUGUCUACUCAUACAAGAUCAUCAUCAAAACUUGUGGCACUACAAAACUGCUGCUGUCGAUCCCACCCAUUCUUAAGUUAGCUGAUGCACUUAACCUGAAAGUGAAGUCAGUGAGGUACACUCGUGGUAGUUUCAUCUUCCCUGGGGCUCAGCCAUAUCCACAUCGUCACUUCUCCGAAGAAGUAGCUGUGCUCGACAGCUAUUUCGGUAAGCUUGGUGCAGGCAGCAGUGCAUAUGUGAUGGGUAAUGCUGAUAAACAGCAGAACUGGCAUGUCUAUUCUGCUUCAGCUGAAUCUGCCAAUGCCAAUAACCCGAAUCCAGUUUAUACACUGGAGAUGUGCAUGACUAAUCUCGACAAGAAGAAGGCAUCCGUAUUUUUCAAGACUCAAUCAAGCACUGCUGCUGAGAUGACUGAAGUUUCAGGCAUUCGGAAAAUUCUUCCAGAAUCAAACAUUUGCGACUUUGACUUUGACCCUUGCGGUUACUCAAUGAACGCUAUCGAGGGGCCAGCAAUCUCUACAAUUCACGUCACACCUGAGGAUGGAUUCAGCUAUGCAAGUUUUGAAGCAGUGGGUUAUGAUUUCAAAGCCGUAAACUUGACUGCCAUGAUCGAGAGGGUGUUGUCCUGCUUCGGACCUGCUGAGUUUUCUGUAUCACUACACUGUGACACUCCUGGGAAGGAACUUUAUACUGAGUCCGGCCUGGGCAUUAUCGGAUACGCCUCUGGAGAAAAGACUACUGAAGUGCUUGGUGAGGGAGGAUCACUUACGUACCUCACAUUCAGUAGCAAUGGUAGCUGUGGAUCUCCCAGGUCAAUCUUCCAUUGCAGUUGGAGCGAGAGCGAGGAUGAGGAAAUGGAGAAGAUAUAUUAAUGAGAAAUUUGUUUAUUCUCCGUUUUAGUAUGCAAUACUAUAGCUGGUAUAGAUCCAGCCAUGCUUUUCUUAUUGGUUUAUGAGUCUAGUAGUAUUAUAAGGUUUUGCUGUUUAUAUUCAGUAAUAUAGUAUGUCUGGGCAUCAAAUAAACAGUCUGCGUUGAGUCUAUGCAGAUCGCCAGCUUUAUGACGUUUGGUAUAAAUAUUCAGUCUUCUGUUGUGUAAUAAAACUCCGUUUGAGACUAAUAACAUAGUGUUGUCAUUGUGGAUAUGUUUGUAUUA